AAAAUCAGUCGAUCGCGCGCGCAUUAAUUUUCCUGUCUUCGCACGAAGCCAUUGCAUUACAUUAGUAUAUUAUAGUAUAACAUUAUUAUAUUACAGUACAUUAGUAUUUAUUAGUAUUUAUUAUGGCUGUAGUAUGGUGGGUAUUUCAAGUUGCAAACGAAGAAGAAGAAAGAAAUUUAAGGAUACAAAGGAAAAUCUAAUCCUUUUGAGAUAUUGGAGAGUCAAUUUAUUCUUUUAUAUCGACUAUCAAAAGAUGCUACAUUGGCAUUGUGCGAACAGUUACGUCCCCAUGUGCAUCCACCUGUUAGAGUGACAGCUAUACCAUUAGAAUUAAAAGUACAAAUAUUGGCAUCUUUAAGUUUUUUAAGUUCUGGAUCAUAUCAGAGAAGAAUUGGACAAGAUUUUUUAACUUCUAUGUCUCAAUCGUCAAUUAGUGGUGUAAUACAUCAAAUUGUAUCUGCCAUCAAUAUGAUAAUGCCACAAUGGAUAAAAUUUCCUACACAACCAAAUAAAAUACAGGCUAUUCAGCAACAGUUUUGAAUUAAUGCAAAUUUUCCAUAUGCGAUAGGAGCUAUUGAUGGCACACAUAUAGCAAUUAGGCCACGUGAAAAAUAUAGAGAACAUUUAUAUAUUAAUAGAAAAUUAUACCAUUCAUUAAAUAUCAUGAUUAUUAGUGAUUAUAAUGGUGUAAUAUUAGCAGUAAAAGCAAAUCAUGGCGGCUGUACACAUGAUGUAAGAGUUUGGGCCUCUUCUCAAUUAUCAGCAUAUAUGUUAAGAGAACAUGAAAAUGGAAGACGAAAUGUGUGGUUAAUAGGAGAUGCAUAUCCUCUGUUACCAUAUUUAAUGACUCCUAAAUUGAAUCAAGUACCAGGAUCUCCAGGUGCUUUAUAUACAGACUGCCAUAUUAGGGCUCGAUUUUCAGUAGAAAGAGCAAUAGGAGUCUUAAAAGGGCGAUGGAGAUAUUUGCGCAAAGAAAGAGCUUUAAAUUAUGUGCCAAAAUUUGCAGCAUGGAUAGUAAAUGCAACAUGUGUAUUACACAAUAUUGCUAAACAGUAUAAUGUUCCAGAGGAUGAUGUAUACAGAGAAGACGAUAUAGAAGAAGAAAACAUUGACAUAAGGAAUAACAACAUGGUUGCAAGAGGAAAUGCUGUUCGAGAAAGAAUAAUACAAAUAUAUUUUAAUUGACAUUAAUUAUGUAUUAUAUUU
Molecule: messenger RNA, 1206 nt
Organism: Harpegnathos saltator (Jerdon's jumping ant)
Lineage: Eukaryota; Metazoa; Arthropoda; Insecta; Hymenoptera; Formicidae
Product: putative nuclease HARBI1
Exons: 7
Coding region: 664-1185 (173 amino acids)
Source: RefSeq, a predicted model, not a curated record